Molecule: messenger RNA, 1948 nt
Organism: Chelmon rostratus (copperband butterflyfish)
Lineage: Eukaryota; Metazoa; Chordata; Actinopteri; Chaetodontiformes; Chaetodontidae
Gene: aarsd1
Product: alanyl-tRNA synthetase domain containing 1
Exons: 12
Coding region: 72-1310 (412 amino acids)
Biological process (GO): tRNA aminoacylation; regulation of translational fidelity
Molecular function (GO): ATP binding; aminoacyl-tRNA ligase activity; Ser-tRNA(Ala) deacylase activity
Source: RefSeq, a predicted model, not a curated record
CGCUGUCAAAGAUAGCUGUGUUACAGUAAACGCGUGUUUCAGCUUCAGUUUGUCCCCAAAACCACUCCAGAAUGGCUUUUCAGUGUCAGCGAGACUGCUAUAUGAAAGAGUUUGUCACCUCCGUAGUAUCCUGCUGCCCAGCGGAGCUCAAACAAGAAGUCAAUGGGAAGAAAGAAACUCUUAAGGGCUUCAAUGUCAAGCUUCAAGACACCAUCCUCUUUCCUGAGGGAGGCGGCCAGCCAGAUGACCACGGGCUGAUUGGAGACGUGCCAGUUUUGAGGGUGACGAGGCAGGGGCCUGAAGCUGUGCACUUUGUGAGCUCACCUCUGGAGGAGGGCCAGGAGGUGCAGGUGAAGGUGGACUGGGAGAGGAGGUUUGACCACAUGCAGCAGCACUCAGGUCAACACUUGGUCACAGCUCUGGCAGAUACUUUUUUCGGAUACAAGACCACAUCCUGGGAACUGGGGCGUCAGAGAAGCACCAUUGAACUGGACACUCCCUCUGUGAAACCUGCCCAGCUCCAGGCCCUGGAGGAAGCUGUAAACGAAAAGAUCAGAGCCCACGUCCCUGUCACUGUUCAGCUCCUCUCUAUAGAUGAUCCUGCCGUGGAAAAGGUGAGGAGCCGAGGGCUCCCAGAGGACCACGCAGGGCCCAUUCGGAUAAUUGAUAUCGAGGGCAUCGAUGCCAACAUGUGCUGUGGAACCCAUGUGUCUAACCUCAGUCACUUACAGGUAAUAAAGCUACUGGGAACUGAGAAAGGAAAGAAAAACAAAACCAACCUGAUCUUCCUGGUGGGGAACAGGGUACUGAAGUAUGCUGAGAAAAGCUACAGCACAGAGAGAUCGCUGGUGUCACUCCUGAAAACUGGACCUGAUGAGCAUGUCGAGGCAGUUGACAAGUUGCAGAAGUCUGCUAAGCUACUACAGAAAACUAACCUGGGCCUGCUUCGAGACAUGGCUGUCCUCAUCGCUCAGAACUUCAAGAGCAACCCCGAGAGAGGCAACUUCUUCAGCUUGCACAAAAAAGAAGGUGACAAUGAGUUCAUGAAUAUCAUUGCUAAUGAAAUAAACACUGAGGAAACUUUGGUUUUCCUGACUGUUGGAGAGGAGAAGGGACCUGGCCUGUUUUUACUGGCUGGACCCAGUGGACCAGUGGCUGAGCUGGGACCUCGGGUGUUAGAGAUUCUCCAAGGGAAGGGGGCAGGAAAAAACGGACGCUUCCAAGGCAAAGCUAACAACCUGGCACAAAGAGGGGAGGUGGAGGCUUUGCUGCAGCAGCACUGCAAACAUCUGGCCUCAGAGGAAGAAUAAACCCUGCAACGGUUCCAUAAAAAUACACAUUUUAUAUGAUGGGAAGCUUUACUUUUAGAUUAUUAACACGCUGACACAAAUUGAUGUCUUAAUGCGCACAUACCAAGAAAUUGAUCAUUUCUGUGAAAAUGUAUAAAAUUGGGAUUUUUGUACAACAUGUGCUGUACAUAUCUGAGUGUUAAAGGUUUUCAUGUAAACUCUCAUCUGUUAAACCUUAUUUUUGUGUGAUCAGCUUUCAUUUUGUUUUACAUUAACACAUAGAGGCUGCAUUAAGUGCCUGGCUCAGGGGCACCUCAGUAUACAUUUUAAAGAAAAAUGCCUCAUGAAGAAAAAAGCUCUUUUAGCAUCCUGUUGUUCACUCACUGUUGGUUUUGACACAUUAAACAUGCAUUUUUUCUCCCACUGCUGAAAUGGACGCCAACACCUGUUGAAUGAUUUAACGUAUUUAAUUUAAAAUAUCUGUGAAAAUGUAAUAUACAAAAGACACACUCGACUCUUUCUUUCCUCUUCUGUAAGUCGUUUUUGGCAGGAUUACUUUGAGUGACCAGAAAAAUAGAAACAGCUGCACAGUGUAAUGCAAUAAAGCACCGCAGUCCUGUAUUAAAUACUACCUCAGUGAAACUCAUCACCUCAUCUUA